Topomyia yanbarensis is the source of this 1801-nucleotide messenger RNA. RefSeq lists its product as uncharacterized. NCBI's taxonomy places the organism in Eukaryota, Metazoa, Arthropoda, Insecta, Diptera, Culicidae. Bases 188 to 1801 code for a protein of 537 amino acids. The record is from RefSeq and is a predicted model, not a curated record. The transcript is spliced from 4 exons.
GAAAAGUCAUUUCUUGUCGAUUUAUCAGUCGACUUCGCCAGCGUACACAGGCAAUUGGUUCUGAUAUUUUAAGGUAAUUGCUAUAUUUAGAGUGUUGUUUAUUAUCGAUUUGUGUAGUUUAUUCGCUUUGAUUACAACAAACAAUCAGCAUAUUCCCAACGUUAACAGCAGCGACGACGUCUCCGAAAUGCAAGAUCCGCUGUUCUGCCAACCUGUUCGAAAAAUGCCGAAUAUCAUUGCUGUUGUUUCUUGCGCUCAACAAUCGAGUUCGACAUGCCAGUCCGACGACAAUACUUCUGUAGUACUUCAAUCCAUUCAGCAUAAAGCGGAACCCAUCAAUGUAAUGUUAAAUGACGAUCAACCAUCAACAUCAUCGCUUCAGGAUCUGAUACCGUAUACAAUGACAGUUAUCGACCACAAUGGUAAUGGUGAUGCAAAUCAGGAAGACGAAGUUUUUAUAGAAUCGUCCGAUUUGAAUUCUCCGGUUCUACUGUUUAAACAGUCAUCAAUGAGAGAUGAUGACGAUUUUUCUACGAUUGACGAUGAAAAUGUAUCCCCGAAUACGUCACGCAAAAGGUCAGGGCCCAUAAACGAUAUUAAGCUGACGAAAAGCGAAAAACGAUAUGCAUCAUCGGAAAUGAAAUUUCGGGAGUUUAGUUUUAACUGGUCGAAAAUCAGUGAUAAUAUUAUUGGGCGUUUGAAUCGUUUGCAAGACUACCGAGAUGAAAAUCCAACAAAAAAUAUUCCUUUAAGCUUGCAGUUACCUAAAGCUGAUACAGCAAUUUUGACAAACACAAUUGUCGAGCAGUUAAGAUGCAUUGACACUGAAAUACCCGCAUGUACUAUGGAACGGGUAGCACGGCAGAUUUAUUCGAAAUAUACCGGGCUAAAAUUCGUGGACGACGACGGAUACGUUAAUCAUCAGAGCCAUGUAGCACUGAAGCAUAAGUUAAUUAACAGAAAUUCAUACCUAAACCGAUUCAAGAACCCAGAUGGACCAAAAAUAUCAGCUCUCGAUAUUCGCAGAAAUAAAAAUGUAAAAGCUGGUACAUUGAAAGAGUAUUGGGUGGCCUCAUCAACAAGUUGUUCCAAGGACAUUCUAAGCAAAUUGAAUCGAGAUGAUCCAAAAAUAUUAAACGAAGAAUUUUUAUCAGCUUCGCAGCCCUACUUGAGGUUUAGAUUGGAUGAACCGAAGCUUCUCAACGAGAUCGUCAUUGGGCUCCCCAUACUUCGUCGUCGACAGCUCAUUAGCUUUCACUUUGAAAAAGCCACAGGUGUGUCCAUGCUUUCAUUGGAGAAACUGUUUGUAGCAAAGCGCUUAAAAAUCGUCGAUUUUUUGAGAAGUCGACCUAAAAACUUAUUGCCUGAAGCACAUUCCGACUACGACAUCAUCGCGGCCUUGUGUGCCUUGUUGGGCGAAAAUGUUGCAGAACUCAUCGUACAAAAGGAGAUCGGAACCCAAGUCUCGGAAAUAACUAUUGAAUGUACAGGACCGGUCAUUGUUGCUGUUGAUCUUGGAAACGAUAGUCGUGUGUUUUACGUUUUCGCGGAGCAAACUCAAAUCACUGAGGGAACCAACUGCGUUGUCAUGGCUAUAUCUGAUUUGGUAGCAGUGCAUUACAUAUAUAACUUCAUGUAUAUGAAAAACAUCUCGAAAUUUUUGGAGUUUGUCCAGACAUACUUCUUCAAAAUUAUUCCUACCACAGGAUCGAAAUCGAAAGCAACAAGGAAAAGCAAACAACAACGUCUUGUUCAGAGCGUCAUCGAGGCGAUCUCAAAUCAUGUACCGAAGUCGAAUUAA